Vicugna pacos (alpaca) is the source of this 8715-nucleotide messenger RNA. The record is from RefSeq and is a predicted model, not a curated record. Lineage: Eukaryota; Metazoa; Chordata; Mammalia; Artiodactyla; Camelidae.
AUGGCCAAAGUCAAGUCGUUAAAACUUCCCGUUGGGGCACUGCACAAACAGGUGUCCAGACCACGGACACGGAGUAGGAGAACCUGGGUCUCCACAAGCCCGCCGAGAACUCCCCAGCUCCCGCUUACAAAGUUUGCUCGGAUCGUACGUUCCUCUUUCAGAUCCCUGGCCGCGAAGCCAAGGUGCCUGCUGCGGCCUCCGCCGAAGUUCGGAGAUGCCGUUUCCUCGCAGAAGCCGUGCUGGAGCGCGUCGGCCGCGGAGCCGAUCGUCCCCGGGCCUGGCGGCGGCCGGGGAACACUCGACGCGGGGCAGCGCGGGGCCGGGCAGAGCAGCCCCUCGCCCGCUCCUCGCCCACCUCACCCCAUUCGCCAGACAGGCACAAUAGGCAGCCCAGAGGGUGAGAAAGAAACACCCCCUGGCAGAGACCACGGACGAUGCCCACCCCCCCGGAAAAUUAUCUUUGGACAGAUAGACCAGAAGCUACCAACAGUGGUUGCCUCAGGGACGGAGAACCGGAUGACUGAAGGUGGUGAUAGUGGACUGGAUGGGUUAGGAGGACCAGGUGUACAACUAGGAAGCCCAGAUAAGAAAAAACGCAAGACAAACACACAGGGGCCUUCUUUUCCUCCGUUGUCUGAGUAUGCUCCGCCACCGAAUCCAAACUCUGACCAUCUAGUAGCUGCUAAUCCAUUUGAUGACAAUUAUAAUACUAUUUCCUAUAAACCACUACCUUCUUCAAAUCCGUAUCUUGGCCCUGGGUACCCUGGCUUUGGAGGCUAUAGCACAUUCAGAAUGCCACCACACGUUCCUCCAAGAAUGUCUUCCCCAUACUGUGGUCCUUACUCACUCAGGAAUCAGCCACACCCAUUUCCUCAGAAUCCUUUGGGCAUGGGUUUUAAUCGACCUCAUGCUUUUAACUUUGGGCCACACGAUAAUUCAAGUUUUGGAAAUCCAUCUUAUAAUAAUGCACUAGGUCAGAAUGUUAACAUGCCUAAUCAACAUUUUAGACAAAAUCCUGCUGAAAACUUCAAUCAGAUUCCUCCACAGAAUGCAAGCCAAGUAUCUAACCCUGACUUGGCGUCUAACUUUGUCCCUGGAAAUAAUUCAAAUUUUAGUUCUCCAUUAGAAUCUAAUCAUUCUUUUAUUCCUCCCCCAAACACUUUUGGUCAAGCAAAAGCACCACCCCCAAAACAAGACUUUAGUCAAGGAGCAACCAAAAACACUAAUCAAAAUUCCUCUGCUCAUCCACCUCACUUAAAUAUGGAUGACACAGUGAAUCAGAGUAAUAUUGAAUUAAAAAAUGUUAAUCGAAACAAUGCAGUAAACCAAGAGAACAGCCGCUCAAGUAGCACUGAAGCUACAAACAACAGCCAUGCAAAUGGGACACAGAAUAAGCCACGACAACCUAGAGGUGCUGCAGAUACAUGCACCACUGAGAAAAGCAAUAAAUCCUCUCUCCACCCAAGCCGUCAUGGCCAUUCUUCCUCUGACCCAGUGUAUCCUUGUGGAAUUUGUACAAAUGAAGUGAAUGAUGAUCAGGAUGCUAUCCUGUGUGAAGCCUCUUGUCAGAAGUGGUUUCAUCGGAUCUGCACUGGAAUGACUGAAACAGCUUAUGGCCUCCUAACAGCAGAAGCAUCAGCGGUAUGGGGCUGUGAUACCUGUAUGGCUGACAAAGAUGUUCAGUUAAUGCGCACUAGAGAGACUUUUGGUCCACCUGCAGUGGGCAGUGAUGCUUAAUCACGGGCAUUAACUACAGUGGUUUUUUUCCCCCUGUGUGUUACGGAGAUUCAGUGACACAGGAUUUUAGUGUUUCACAUUUUUUUCCAAUGCACACACAAAAAGAUUAUUUAUCUUUUUGUUUUUAUUAAUAUCCCACUUCAUUGCUAGUGCAAACUGUGUUGUCCUUGUUUGCUAUCUUAAAUAAGAAUAAUGUAUAUGAGGGUGCACUAGAAAAUACUAUACAAAUAAAUGUUAGUUGUUAAUAAUAAACAAAAAAGCCUCUUGAAGCUUCAAAAUAAUAUAUAGCAAAUGUAGGCAAGUUUUGACUUCUAAAAGUUAGAAUCUUUGAAAAGUUUAACAGUUGACCCUUGAACAACACAGGUUUGAACUACAUGGGUCCACUGAUCUGUGAAUUAUUUUCAGUAAACAUGUACUAUAGUACUAUGUGAUCCAUGGUUAGUUAAAUCUGAGGAUGGGGAAUCAUGGAUUCGGUGGGCUGACUGUAAAACUGUGGGCAGAUUUUGACCAUUGAGGGGUUGGCACCCCUAACAGCUGUGUUGUUCAACGGUCAACUGUGUUUCAGUGCUGAACUUUGGCAAUAUCAAGUUAAACAUUUAUUUCAAAAAAAUAUUUAAGGAUCCAUUUAACAUGUUUUCAGAAAGAAUAUAGGUAGCUGAAACAUGGAAGAAAGCAUACAUUUUAAUGGAUGUUUUAAAAAAUAAUAGAGUAUGGCACCAAAUUCCUCCCGUACUAGGGUCCUUGAAGUUAGUGACUUUCAUAUUUUCAAGUCAGUCUUUCCAGGAUAUCUGUACAGAUAUGAGACAGAUGUUAACAUAUAAUAGAUAUUCAAUAAGUAUUUGUUGAUUAACUUGUGGACUGUACCACAUGAAAUUGCUAAUGUUAGAUCAGUUGAAAUUGACUACAAUUAGUAGAGUUGUCAUAAAGUAUGUUUUUAGUUGUGCUAUUUAGAAAUAUAAAAGUAUUUUGCUCUUCAGUUUUCAGUUUUCUUUGAUUAUGGAGUUGUUUUGUUACUGUUUUCCAGAGAAAUAAAUAAUACAGUAUCCUCAGAAGAAUUGUGAAUACUUUUCUUAAUAUCAUUUCAAACUGGGACAUAUGCAAAUAAGAUAGGUAGAAACAUCACUUUGGUCUUAGAGAGCUCUGCUGGCAAAAGAACCACUCAGUGGUGGUUUGAAAAAAAUCUUGUUCUGGGGAUCUGAAUUCAAAAAUGAGCCUCAGGGGAAUUCAAAAUCCAUUUUAAGCAAAAAUCAAUGAAGAGCUAAGGUGAGCACUAACUCACAACAAUUCGAGGCCUUCCAAUCGACAAAGAGUUUCUGCUGUGACUGGGAAAGUGUAAAAUAUGGACUUGAGAGUAUCCUCUUGAGAGAUGAUCAAGAAUGGAGACAGUUGGAGGUGCUUGAAUUAAGAGUCAAAAUAGCAGAAACCCAUUUUUGGAGUGGAUCAUAAUCUGUGACCAAAAAAAAGAUACUCUAUAACAGUUGAUAAUAAUUUAUGUAAAUGAUUGGAUAUUGAUGAAGCUCCCAAACUUGAAUCAUCAUUAUCAUUGUGACCGAAAAAGUUCUGAAGACCAUAUGGUGAUCUGCAGAAGGGAUAAUUACUACCAUUUAAACCUUGGUGAAAUGACAGUGGCAGCAAUAUUGCCAAGAAAUUUAAGUUAUGCAGGAAAAGUCUGAUUAAAUGUCCUUUGGUUAAUAAACAUGAACCCAACACUUUGACAUGACAGCACUUGACUUCACAUGUCACAAGCCACUAAAGCAAAGUUCAUUGAAUUGAGCUAUUAAAGUUUGUGUCUAUCGUAGUCACCAGAACUUUGUCUAGUGAAUUGCCAUCUUUUUCAUCAUUUGGAGAUUUUUCUAAGAAACAAUAUAUUCUCCAGCUGAGAAAUAGGAAUUAGAGAGUUUGAACAAUUUACAGAGCCCAACGAUGAAUUUUCUUAGAAUGAAAUAUUUAAUAUCCUAUUAGAAGAAAAGUAUUAAUGCUCAUUAUGUGUAUUUUGAUUGAAUAAAACUUACUUUUUAAAAUGCAUUGUUUUAAUUUUGACCUACAAAACAGCAAUUUCGUAUGGUACAAGAUAAUAUAAGGUUUUCUCCAUUUGCCUGUGACUAGUUAGAGAUGAGUACAAAAUAUUUUAAAUACAGUUAUAAGCUAUGUGUCUUUAUGGUUUUAGGAAAUGAAAUGAUACAAAUUCUAAUACUAGGUACUCCUUUGUGUGAAAACUUUACCAGCUGAAGCAGGUUAAAAUGCAGUAGUUUUGGAUGACUCUUGACAUUUGAUGUGUUCAGCAGCAUACUCGAAGGUCACAUUUUGCUUAACAUUGUAGCUUUCAUUAACAUAAUUGUCUAAAUGCUUAAGGACCUAGUUAUGUUGUUUUUGAAAUCUUGUGAGUGCUGAUUUGUUAGAAAUGGUGCACUGACUGCUAUAUGCCCAGUCCUAGCAUCAGAUCUUGAUGUUUUAUGACCGAAUACAGUUGGUUAGAGACUGAGUAGAACCUUCCAAUGUCCUCAGGAGUUAACACUUCUCGUGGUAGGACUUGAGUUGUGCUCACUGCUAAAGAUGAGUGUGCAGUUUCUUAAGCCCUCUACUGCUUACAGUUUUAAUAGUUGGUUGUGAGAAUGAAAUAACCUCUCCCAAGUUAGUCUAAAAAUACUUGGCUUAUAAUAUGAUUUGUUCAUUUUCCAUUUCCAAGUCGUUGCUUUUAAAAACCUAGAAACAAGUGAUUUUUUAAUUCAUGUAUUUAGGUCUUCAGAGCACUUUACUUAAGUAAGAAGCUGUAAAUAUUCAAAAGAAAAACCCAUGGUUGAUUCUGACAAUAGGCAGACUACAGUCAUAGCUGAUGAAUGUUUUCAUGUAUUUGAAUUAAUUUUCUUACUAGUUCUAUAUUUGUCUCUACAUGACACUUAGUCAAAAGUUAUCUGGAUGCUUUUGGGUAGGGAAAAUGAUGAGCUAUAAGAAUGGCCAGAUAUUUGCCUAAUUUGACUCAGAGAAGGCUAUUAUACAAAUUGGUAUGGCUUUCUUAAGACAAAUGACAAGCUGCCCUAAACAUUUAAAAAUAUUCAGUGAGGGAAAGAAAUACACACAGGUGGAAUAAUCUUCCAGCAGCAUUACACCUUUUUGGGGAGUGUAAUCCUUUUCCUUCACUGAAAGGCCUACUCUCACAUGCACACAUAUCAACAAAGAACUAAGCAGGAAAUCUUGGGGUUUCUCCUGCAUUCUUAAGUUUUGCCAAAGUUCAACAUGGCUAACUAUCAAUAGCUAGGCUCUCCCAUCAAGGCUGGGUUACUGAUAGAAAAUUUUAAAGCAUCAGUUCCUUUCUCAGAACUUGCUUUGUUCAUUUCACUAGAGAAUUCCUGGUCCACUUGCUUCAAGAUGCUACUGGACUCACUAAUACUAAAACAGAUUAGCUUGUAAAAGAAAAAUAAAUUGUUCUUCAGAUAGAGUGCUUAGAAUUAGACUUGUGAUCCGUGUUUUCCUUUUGUGUGAAAUAUUUUAGAGUACUGCGAUUAUGAUCCUUGUUAUCCAAAUUAGAAGGUUAUGUACGUAAAACUGAAGAUUUUCUUGUACUAGUGGUUACUCUUCAUAGAUGAACACAAUAUAAAGAAAUCCGAUUUAUGUGUGUGUGUGUGUUUUUAAGACUCCUAACUCUGCCUAGUGGUAGGAAAAAAAAAACGUUAGCAGGUCACCAUGAAAUCUGCUGACUAUAAUAAUCCAGGUAAAACAAGUAUCAGGAGUCUUCUAACAUUCUUUCAUAUUUGUUUGUCUUGAACAAACUGAGUGCUAGUACUUACUGUCCAACGUACUAUAGUAAUUGUAUAAUAUAUAUAAGCAAUGACUUUUAAAGGGAGCUUGAGAGUUUUUGAAUUUCUUUUUUGCAGUGUAUAGAAGUUUCAUAGGCAUGAACAUUUGUGCUAUUUAAGAUUUUUUUAAUUAAAAAUUUAAUUAAAAGCAUCCAGAUUUCCAAAGUUCAUUUGUAAAUAAUGGUUUAGAACUCUGUACAAGAUGAUUGGAUUCUUAAGGAAGCUCAUAAAGCCUUAUUUCAACCAUCAUGUAGUUAGCCAAUAGUAUCAUGCUGAGUGCUCAGUUUUCUUUAAGGAAACAGUGUAGGAAGGAGAAAGAAGCAGAGGUCUUUCCCUUUUUUUCUGAUUUAAUUGAGGAAGGUUAAGUUCUUUGGUGUGAGUGUUUCCCACUUACCCUCUUACCAUCCCAAACUUCCCCAAUGGAAUGCUACAUAAAACCAACUUGCCUUUUUGCUUCCUGGAUGCUCUGUACUUCAAAAUUUCAUAGUUCUUCUAAUCAGAAUUCCCAUUUCUGUUGGCUGUGGUUGGCUAGAUUUCAAGGGAAAAGUGUUUUCCAGCAAGAUUUGAACAAAGACAGUGAAGAAAGUGGGAUUAAGUUUCUUUUUUUAAAAGACUUUAUUUAGAAUGAAUCUUUAGUACCUAAGAUUUCAGACAGUGUGACCACUUUUCAGGCACCAUGGGAAGCAGUAUUUACUGAUCAAAUUGACUGAUACGUUCUUGAGACUACUUCCCAGUUUCCUUUAGAUUGUUGAGACUUUUCACAGUUGCUUUUCCUCUACUUCUGAACUCAGAGGUUUCCAAAUUUUAGUAACUUCCCCUUUUCCUCUGUUUCAUGUAGCUGAUAAAGCGGUAUAGAAGUCACAUCUGUAUUUUUCCAGCUCAGUGAUGGAAGUUUAGAAGCACCCCUGGAGUAAAGAGGCUAGGGAUGGCAGUAUCUCCCAAGACAAGAUGUGUAGGGCAAAUGAAGGGAAGAAAACUUUUCAUGAAACCCAAUGCAUAAGCUUCAUCUUUGUCAUAUUUUGUCAAAAUGCAUUGCUUGUAAUUAUAUUAAAAUCUUCUAAAUAUCUGUACUUUCCUUGUUCUGUAGAUGAUGUUGCUUGUUAGUUAAAAUAUCUUUUAUAAAAGAAAGUCCUGCUUCUUAUCAUGAUGUAUGUGACUUAAAUGACUGUUUCAUAUUAAAACUAUUUCUUCCUUAUGUACUGCUUACAUAUACCUCUUUUUGGGAUAUUAGUUCAGUACUUUUAUACAAAUCUGAGUGUGUUCCACAUUGGUGACAUGUAUUUUUGCAGUAAAUUUUUGUUUUGUUCUUAGAGCAUGUCUGAAGUUAACACAUGCACUAGUGCUGUGGUCUGUGGCAAAAUUACUGUAAUUCAAAUUGGAACAUAAAAUGUUUCCAGACUUUGUCCAACAUUUAUUCCUAUGGCAAAGGAAAUUACUAUGUAAUACUAAUAAUUUCUUAUGCUGGUAUGUUUAAGCUACUCUAUGAAGUAUGUGAGACAUCAAUAUUUAUGGAUUACUAGAAGGCCUGAUGUCUUUGAAUUGGGAGAGAGGGGUAAAAUUUGGUGUUAGCAAUUCAUAUCACUCAUAAUACAAUAAAUACUUGUUAAAAAUGUGAUGUUUCUCUUACAGUUAUCAUUUACUAAGGAAUUAUUCUCUUAAUUGACAGUGCAGAUAAGGAUUUUUUAGCCGAUACCAUUAAAAUUAUCUGCUAGACCUUGAACUUAUUCUGAUAUCUUCCAACCCAAAAAGAUAUUCACUCCACCAGAACCAAAAUAAGUAGUAAUGUUAAUCUUUAUUUAUAAAGAAACUACUAAAAUACUGUAAAACUCCUCUAAUUUACUUAGAAUUUGUAACCAUUGAUACAUGGACUUGAAUGGUGGUUACUUUGUACUAUCUGAUGAAAACAUUUGUUAAUAAAAGUCAUAAUCAAGAUUUUAAAGAAAAAAAUGUUUAACCUUGAAAAAAUUUUCAGCUUUUUAGGGGCAUUUAUUUCAAAAUGCUAGUUUAAAAGCAUUCUUUUGUCAUUAAACCAAGUACCCAAAAGAAUUGUAAUAGAUAAUACUUCAAAUUUGUAUAUUUGAAAUUACAUGGCUAACAGGAAAAAAAAAGAAUGCUUGUGAGAGUGCUUAAACUGCAUAUCUUUUUAAAAUAUUCAAAUUUUUAGACUUUUACCAAGUUAGACUAUCCUGAAUUAACCAGGUUUUACGGUAUCAGUGAUGUAUAUUACAAGAUAAAUGUCUACUGCUGUUAUGCUAAUGUCUCUCCAUACAGCAUCAUUUUUGGCAUGGUUGCUGUGGUGUAUUUUAUACAUUUGAUUGUCAGCUAUUGGUAGAACUGAAAUAGCAAUAAAUCUGAUUCCGUUCUCAAUAUUUUUAAAAAUGCCAGAUACCAUACUGUGUCAUAAUCCCAUUGUAUUUUACUUGAAUGCCAAAUGUUUUCAUGGGCUUCUUUGUAUUAAAAAUUUAGUUUUACGUGUUAGGGAUUUUUUUUCUGGUAUUUUCAGAUACAGUGUUUUAGAACUGGGUCUGUUUCUAUUUGGAUCAUGAAGGUUUAAAUGAUUCAUGAGUUGCUUUGUGAAAAAAUUUGAAUAAAGUAGGAAAUAACUAGGUUUCCCCCAAUUGUUCAUUUUCUUAUGUGGUCAAUGUGCAGGUUACUGUUUUUGGAGAAAUAAAAUUGGCUUGGUGACUGAUUGAAUAUAGUAGAUAUAUUAUAGUUUGACUGUCUAAGAGCUUCCAAAUGUUAAACCAAAAAAUUCUCAAUUCUGAAUUACUUUUUAAUAAUUAUAAUAAGUAGUAGUAAGCCAGUUCUCAUUGUUCUUUUUAAAAUAUUUAACUCUUAUAAUUUUUUCCUUCGUGUCCUUUUUCCUUCUUUCUUAAACACCAUACUAGAAUUUAAAAUUGGGGAGUUUAACUUAUCUCCCACAUUUUAGUUUUUUACUCUAGAUAAGUAGUGAGACAAGUAGAGGUUCUAUCAAAACAGUCCAUGUUAUUGUUGGCUAUUCUUUUCAGGGAUCAUGCUGUCAUUUGUGCAUUGUAUAAAGAAUGUUAUUUAUCAGUCUAUAGACCUACUACUAGUAGAAAUUAUGUAUGGCAGGCUUUCUUAAACAAUAUGUAUUGUAAGUUUGUUUCCUAUCAGUGUUAUGCUUCAGAUUCUUUUAAAUAAAGCUAGUUUUUAAAGAGAAAAA